Siniperca chuatsi (mandarin fish) is the source of this 1418-nucleotide messenger RNA. RefSeq names its product bone gamma-carboxyglutamate (gla) protein, like (gene bglapl). Gene Ontology annotation, molecular function: hydroxyapatite binding; calcium ion binding; structural constituent of bone. The coding region runs from base 257 to 859 and encodes 200 amino acids. Gene Ontology annotation, biological process: regulation of cellular response to insulin stimulus; osteoblast differentiation; response to vitamin K. Gene Ontology annotation, cellular component: extracellular region. The transcript is spliced from 4 exons. The record is from RefSeq and is a predicted model, not a curated record. NCBI's taxonomy places the organism in Eukaryota, Metazoa, Chordata, Actinopteri, Centrarchiformes, Sinipercidae.
UUUGGACUCUGUGCCAGGCCUGCGUGGGUGUUUAUGGCAGUUUUCAGGACAAGUGGAAGCGGAAACGUUGACAUUUGAUUCCCCAGCCAAUCCGAAUCUCAUUGUGUGGGCCUGGUCUGACAAAGGAGGUGGACUACAGUAUAUAUUAACCUCGAAUUGGGGGAGAGAAACAGAACAAGCCAUCGAGGGAAAGCUAAGAAGAGCAAGCGAUCAAGAAAGCAACUUGUCUACAGACAGAAACUAACUACAAGUCAUCAUGAAGACUCUGGCUCUCCUCUCCAUCUGUGCUCUCCUGUCAGUGUGCUGGUCCAUGGGCGCUGUUGAACCAGAGGUUGUCGUGGACCCUGCUGCCGACACAGCUGAUGAAGCUGCACCUGCUGACCCCGCGGCUGCCGACACCGCGGCUGCCGACCACGAUUCAUCCUCCUCAUCGAGCUCUUCUUCCGAGUCCGAGUCCGACUCAGCCUCAACCUCUGCAUCUGACUCUAACUCUUCCUCAGACUCUUCAGGAUCUGAUUCUAACUCCAGCUCCGACUCGUCCUCGUCCUCCUCCUCUUCCUCUGAAUCUUCUGCAUCUUCUUCCUCCGAAUCCGACUCCUCCGCUUCUUCCUCUUCUUCUUCAUCCUCCUCGUCGUCAUCGGAGUCAGCCAGCGCUGAGGCUGCUCAGGUGGUUAUGAAGAGAGACCUGGCUGCCGUUCUCCUGAGGAGAAGAAGAGCUGCCCCAGCAGGAGGCCUCACCCUUGUGCAGCUGGAAAGCCUGAGAGAGGUGUGCGAGCUGAACGUCGCCUGUGACGAGAUGGCUGACACUGCAGGCAUCGUCGCCGCGUACAUCGCAUACUAUGGACCCAUCCCCUUCUAAGCUAAAGACUCCUCUUUCAUCCACAUGUGAACCGUUUUCUCUCUCAUUUUGUAAUAAAACGGUGCAACAACUCCCCUGAAUCCAGACAAGGAGCAAAAAAAAGGGUUUGGCCUAUGUUAUGAUGCUAGAUGGAGAUUUAUUUUUUUUUGGCACAAAUCCUUGCAUAAGUGACCAGCUUUAGUGGUCCUGUAUGAAAAGGCCUCCUCCAGGCAUUCAGAGAGAGGCACAUGGAAACACAAGCCUGUGAAGUAUGUAGUAGCCCACACAAGAUUAAAUUAUUCUUCAUUUCUAUAAUAUAAUACAAUGAAUGGUGCUACAAGUGCAGAUGUGUUUUAUGUUAAUGUAUUGAUGUUUUUAUAUCGUGCUUUAGUCUUUCUUUAACUAGAAGCAGUAGUUCUAGUAUGUAGUGGAUGCAGUAAUGAGGUACUGUAGUUUUAGUAGUAGUGUAUUGAUAGUGGUAGUGUGCAGUGUGUGUAAGAUGCACAUCAGUUAUUUGUAAUUACUGUAACCACAAAUUGCCUCUGGGUUUGGAAAUAAUAAAUUAUUUUGUUUUGUCGAA